CCCAAGGGCCCGAUGUUUCCGAGGUACGUUUGGCUGCAGUAGAUGCGUUGCUCAUGCACUGACGCUGUGGCGUUAGACGACGCAGGAGGAGAGCACGCCCGCAAGGUGUCGCCGCAGGUACCGCGGCUGCCACAGCCACGAACGCAUAGGUACUGCGUCAUCUGCCGUCUCCCGUCGGCGUCGUAUCUUGCUUUUGUUCUUGUCUGCUCUAUCUGUGUGCGUUUCCUUGUGUACCUAGAACAUUUUAUCCUCCGCGAGAGCUUCCCUUGCUCGCCAUCCCUCACCUGUACAGCCCUCAUCUGCAUACCCUGCAUUGCUAGCCAUAGCUCCAUUACGACAGUGCAUGUCUUUGUUUUCUGAGUUCUCGGAUUCCAUUUUCCCCGUAUGAUCGGAUGUGUGAGAUAGCAGCUACUGUACUAUAAUAGUGUGCCAGCAAUAAUCUCUCUCUCCCCUUUCUGCGAUUGGGAGUGUCCUGUAUCCUGUGUCUAGAUGCUUCGCAGGGAAAGCACAGCUUGCUUCGUAC
Molecule: messenger RNA, 523 nt
Organism: Rhodofomes roseus
Lineage: Eukaryota; Fungi; Basidiomycota; Agaricomycetes; Polyporales; Fomitopsidaceae
Exons: 1
Coding region: 43-360 (105 amino acids)
Source: RefSeq, a predicted model, not a curated record